AAAAUAAAGAUUAUCUUAUCAGUGAAAAUAGACGAAGCAAAAAUUAUAAAGUGAAAAAUUUUUCAUUUUCUUUUCCAAAUUUGUGAACAUUUUCCCAUUUUUUCAUCUUCAAAUUGUCGAAAUAUGUCCAAUAAUGCGGUUGGUUUCGAUAAAAUUUGCAGAUUUUGUGGCUACGAGAAACCUGAUGGCAAAUUCAUAUUCAGUUCAGAAGCAGUAAAAAUUGGAUUAUUAUCGAAAAUUAAGCAGUUAUUCCCAGAAGAGACCGAACUCAUCAACGCUGAAGUGAUUUUACCCAAAUUCAUCUGUAAUUCUUGCGAAACCACCAUUGAUUAUUUUUUCGAAUUCCACAACUCUGUGAAAUUGGUGCAGGAGAAUCUAAAGAAGAAAAUUCAACCGAGUAAAUUACUUCAGAAUGAACUUUGCCCCGAUACUCUGUACAAGCCACCUCAUCUCUGCCAUGAAAUCCAAAAACUAGGAAUUAUCACAAUAAAUUUCGAUUCGACUGGUAUAAUAACUUGCUGCGACUGUAACAUGAAGUUGAAUACCGACGAAGUACGUUGUUUAAACGAAAGACUAUCCUAUUGCAUCUGUAACGACUGCGGUUACAAAGACGAAACACAUUUAUUCCUACCCAAAAAGAAUGGUAAUUUGACAUGUCCUCGUUGCUCGUUCAUGAAUAAGAAAAACAUUUCUCAACAAAACACAACCGAAGUCGUUCAAAGCUCUAAAUUCAAAUGUGACAUUUGCGGUAAAUCGUUUAGUUCCAAAGGUCAUCUUAAUCGUCACAGUCUUACUCAUUUCGGAGCUAAACCAUACCUUUGUGAAAAUUGUGGCACCGGAUUCAACCAAAAAUCUUCGUUAAAGACGCAUACCAUGAUACAUAAAAAAAUGAACCCUUUUACGUGCAAAUGGUGCGGACAACAAUUUCGUCAUAAACAAACACUCCUCAAUCAUGUAAUGAGUAUACACGGAUACGUUAACGAAACAGGCAACUUGUACGAAUGCGACGAAUGUGAAAAGAAAUUCAUAAAUAAGGCGAAAUUAAGACGACAUUACAGAAGCCAUUCGGGUGAGAAACCUUUCAAAUGUAACAUAUGCGAUAAAACAUUCUCCCAAAAUGUGAACCUGAAAACUCACUACAAGAAACACGAGGCAGAAAAUCAAUUCCCCAAUAUUUCCAUGUACGCGUCUCAGUCGGUUUUGAACGAGACAGAACAAGGUAACCUGAUCCAGGAGUUGUUUACAGAUUGCCAACAGUUGAGUUUAGGUCUAGAGAGUAUUUCUACCGAUGACGCUAGUUUUGGUUCGGAUAUUCAGAAGAAUUACAGUACCGAAACAGAUAUGAAUUUGAAAGAGUCUAGUACCAGUAACGAGAUGUUUUAUGAUAUGUCAUCGUCGUAUGGUUUGAUGUAUUCUGAUGAUACUGAUUUGUAUGAUACGAGUGAUGUGACGAAAUCUUCCAUGUUACCUACGUUUUCUAGUUUGAAUACGGUACCUUAGGUUUUUGGAAAUCUGUGCUGAUUUGAUUUGUAGUUUUUUUUUUUUGUAUUUUUUUACUUAUUAGUAAAAUGGCCUAGUUAGAAUUCUUAAAAAACACAUUGUUUUGUAUUUUAUACUUACCUACUUGUACUUAUAAAUAACAUAUUUGCAGGA
Molecule: messenger RNA, 1653 nt
Organism: Planococcus citri (citrus mealybug)
Lineage: Eukaryota; Metazoa; Arthropoda; Insecta; Hemiptera; Pseudococcidae
Product: zinc finger protein 568-like
Exons: 3
Coding region: 124-1500 (458 amino acids)
Biological process (GO): regulation of transcription by RNA polymerase II
Cellular component (GO): nucleus
Molecular function (GO): RNA polymerase II cis-regulatory region sequence-specific DNA binding; DNA-binding transcription factor activity; zinc ion binding
Source: RefSeq, a predicted model, not a curated record